CAGUCCCCUCCCACUCUGUCCAAACCCCAUCCACAAAGUUUCUGAAGCUCACCUCAACUCACUGUUCAACAACACCGUACACUGGAGUGUCACCCUGGAGGAAAUGGUUAUCUCAUCUUGAUUUUUUAUUUUUUAUUUUGGCGUGUGCGGGGGAGAUAUUUUUGGAUUAUUAUCAACAGAUAAUGAUGCUUCCCCGGUGCUGGUUCAGGGUGUGACUGCUGGAGGCAGAGAGAAAGAGAGAGAGAGAGAGACACCUCAGUGACGUUGACUAACAAGUGACAGGCCAGACUGGACAGCUUGAUGGUGGUAAUAAGCUAAACAAAACACACCCAAAACCAAGGCCGAGAUGGAAUUACGACUGGGAUGUAGGAUUACCCUGGUCUUGGUCAUCCUGGCCUCCACUCUUUCCGGCGAGGGAGCGGAAGCACAGAGGGCAGGAUGUAAAAAUGUCCACUAUGACUUGGCGUUUAUCCUGGAUACCUCAUCCAGCGUUGGAAAAGAGAAUUUCGAGAAGAUCCGGCAAUGGGUGGCCAACCUCGUCGAGUCGUUCGAUGUGGCGCCAGACAAGACAAGAGUAGCCGUGGUUCGCUACAGCGACAGACCCACCACGGAGUUCACCCUGGGUAGACACAGGACCCUGGAGGAUGUCAAGCGAGCUGCCAGUAACAUACGCUACCUGGGGGGGAAUACAAUGACCGGGGAUGCUAUCAGCUACACAACCACCAACAUCUUCACGGAGAGGAACGGAGCCAGGCCCGCAGCCAGAGGCAUUCAGAAGGUGGCCAUCCUUCUCACAGACGGCCGAAGCCAGGAUUAUGUUCUGGAGCCCUCGAAGGAGGCUGCCAAAGCUGGCAUUAGGAUGUUUGCUGUGGGCAUUGGGGAGGCGCUGAAGGUGGAGCUGGAGGAGAUUGCCGCUGAGCCAAAGAAUGCCCACGUCUUCCAUGUGACUGACUUCAAUGCCAUUGACAAGAUCAGGGGCCGGCUGCGGAGGAGGCUGUGUGAGAAUGUCCUGUGUCCAAACAUGAAGGUUCAAACUGAUCGGUUCAAGCCCAACACCACCAGUUAUGGUCUGGAAGAGGUUCCAGGGUUCGACCUGAUGGAGUACUUUAAUGUGAGAGACAUUCUGGGAACCAGAGUUGAUGAAGGCCAAAGUUCUUACGUUCGCCUUGGCACCAUGCCCGUUGUGCAGCAAACAGAAGACGUGUUUCCUCAAGGGUUGCCAGAUGAAUAUGCCUUCGUGACGACAUUCAAAUUCAGGAAAACCUCAAGACGUGAAGAUUGGUACCUCUGGCAGGUUUUUGACAAAUAUGGAAUCCCACAGGUGUCCAUCCGCUUGGACGGUGAGAACAAGGGGGUGGAGUACAAUGCCGUUGGCCUGACAAAAGACGCCGUCCGAGCUGUGUUCAAGAACCCGGAAGUUGACAACCUGUUUGAUCGCAAUUGGCACAAGAUUGCCCUCAGCGUGGAGGCCAAGUCUGUGUCUCUGUACCUGGACUGCAAACACAUUCAGACUCUGCCCAUUGGAGACAGGGAGGACAUCGAUAUCCAGGGGAAGACAGUGAUUGGGAAGAGGCUUUACGACAGUGUUCCCAUCGAUUUUGACCUCCAGAGGAUGAUGAUUUACUGCGAUUCCAAGCACGCAGAGCUGGAAACCUGUUGUGACAUACCCAAUGGUCCUUGCCCUAAGAAAGUGGUGACGGAGGCCCCCCCUGUGGAGAUCCCCACCCCGACACCUACUGCUAUGGAGCAGCAGAGAGUCCCUGAAGUGAACUGUUCCUGCCCUGCAGGAGAUAAGGGAGAUACUGGUCCGCCUGGUGUUGCAGGCCCUAGGGGUGAAAAGGGUGACACUGGCCUUAAGGGCGCCAUCGGAUCGCCUGGAAUCAGAGGAGAAAAAGGAGAAACUGGCAAUGUAAAUUCUGUCAAAGGUGACAGAGGGGAGAAGGGGGAUUCAGGCAGUAUAGGGUUGACAGGUGCUCCUGGACCAAAAGGAGAGAAGGGACUUGGUGGUGUGCCAGGUAUUGAUGGCUUAUCUGGAGACAAAGGAGACAAAGGUGAAGCGGGGCGGGCUGGUAAUCCAGGACUGCCAGGUCUAGCUGGACAAAAGGGAAUUCAAGGGGAUGAAGGCACUCCUGGCACGCCCGGACCAAAAGGUGUUACUGGGGAAUCAGGUAUAAAAGGCGAGAAAGGAUCUCCGGGAGCCACAGGCGUGGCAGGUUUGGAUGGAUUCCCUGGCAAACCCGGUGUUCCAGGGAAAGAUGGUUUGAGAGGACUGGUUGGUGCACCCGGGCCGGGCGGAAUUAAAGGCAUCAAGGGGGAGAGAGGCCUUCCCGGAUUACCUGGGGAUGUGUUUCACAAAGAAGGCUUACAGGGCGAAAAGGGAGAUCCUGGACCGCCUGGACCUCCUGGGCCCGAGGGCCCCCCGGGGCCUCAAGGUCCUCCCGGUCUACAGGGUGAAGCUGGGCAACCCGGAGAGUUUGGCCAGAGGGGAAAGAAAGGUGAAAGUGGACUGCCUGGAGUGGAUGGGCUUCCUGGACCCCCUGGUCCUCUGGGUCCACCUGGGCCACCAGGUAUCCAAGGACAUACUGGACCUCCUGGUCUACCUGGUGAGAUUGGAUUUUCGGGCAAACACGGAGAGCCUGGGAAGCCUGGUCUUCCUGGUAAAGACGGUCUCGAUGGACUUCCUGGAAAUGACGGUGCCAUGGGACCCAGGGGAGAGCGCGGAGCAGACGGCUUUGCCGGCAAGCCCGGGCCUAAGGGUGACGACGGGCCUCCCGGACCCAGAGGGCCUCCAGGGGAGAGAGGAGAAGCUGGUUCCCCUGGGCAACAAGGUGGUGAUGGAGUACGAGGAGACCGGGGUAUUCCGGGAGAAAGAGGACAGGAUGGUCCCAUCGGGCCCAAGGGUGAAAAGGGCGACAAGGGUGAAGUGGGAGCUCGGGGACUGCCUGGCAUUCCAGGAAAUGUGGAAAAUGUCAUCCCUGAGCCUGGUGAACCUGGAAUACCUGGAGAGAAGGGAGCGAAGGGGGAUCAAGGGAGCCCAGGAGAGACGGGUCAAAGAGGGCUACCUGGUGAACAAGGCUUCAAGGGACCAGCUGGACCAGUGGGUCCAAAAGGUGAACCUGGACUUCAGGGAGAGACUGGACGAGUUGGAGACCCUGGUCCACCUGGCCUAGCUGGUCCUCAAGGUCCUCGUGGAUUACCAGGGAACGUGGGCAUACCAGGGAUCAUUGGGCCUCCCGGGCCAGCUGGACAAAGAGGAGACAAGGGUGAACAAGGUAAACCAGGACAAGCAGGUCCUUCAGGCCCACCCGGAGAUCCCGGGUUGACUGGACCCCCUGGACCACCAGGAAAGGGCAAAGACGGGCAAAAUGGGGAGACCGGACCACAGGGGAUUCAAGGUCCCCCGGGGCCAAAGGGCCAACCGGGGUCCCGAGGUGAACCGGGGUUACCGGGGGACAGGGGUUCUGCAGGAGAAGGCAAAGUGGGACAACAGGGGCCUCCGGGAAAUAAUGGCUUACCCGGACCGCCGGGCUUAAGGGGUCUGCCGGGAGUUGCCGGUCCUCAGGGCCCAGCAGGACAUAAUGGUUUACCAGGCAGGCCGGGAGAAAAGGGAUCACCAGGAGAGCCGGGGAAGGCGGCAGACCUCUCCGACCUAAAUCUGAAGGACGUUUGCUCGGACUGCCCUGCAGGGCCAGCUGGACCGCCCGGUCUCCCAGGAGUCCCAGGGGACAAAGGACACCAAGGACCUCCGGGGAAAAACGGUCAAGAUGGUUACCAAGGCCCGCCAGGAGCAGCCGGAGCUCAAGGGCCCCCUGGAGCCGACGGCGGAAAGGGUAUUAAAGGGGAUCGAGGACCAGCUGGAGGCCCUGGAGAGAAAGGAGACAAGGGUCACCCGGGACCUCCUGGUCAUCCAGGUACCCCUGGCUUAAUGGGUACACCUGGUAACGAUGGACAGCCUGGCUCUGUCGGCCCCCCAGGGCCCCCUGGAGAAAAGGGCAAAGAGGGUCUUAAAGGAAUCCAGGGACCACCGGGUCUUCCUGGCUUGAUUGGCCAGUCUGGCAAAAUGGGAAAAGAUGGCAGACCGGGUGAAACAGGAGAACCUGGCAAGCAAGGUGAGCCUGGACCAGCAGGAAACCCGGGGCUCAGGGGACUCCCCGGCUUUAAGGGUCACAGAGGAGAAUCUGGAGCUCCAGGACCUAAGGGAGAAGAUGGAAAGCCUGGAUCAGCUGGGCAUGAUGGCAAACCUGGGAAGGAGGGCCCUAUGGGACCUCCAGGCAGAGAAGGAAUCAGUGGACCAAGUGGAGAUUCGGGCAAGCCAGGUGAACCAGGGCCGUCGGGAAAAGCAGGUCUACCUGGAUCUCCUGGACUUAGAGGAGACAAGGGAGAAGCUGGCAACCCAGGAUUACCAGGCUUCAGUGGGCCUAAAGGCCCCGCGGGUCCACCCGGUCCAGUUGGUCCAGAAGGAAAGCAGGGGAUGCCUGGCAGAGUUGGUGAUCGUGGCCUCAAAGGAGAUAAGGGAGACUCAGGUGUGAAGGGAGAUAAAGGAACUUCAGGAGAUCCAGGUAUGCCUGGAAACCCUGGACCCCCCGGCAGAAAGGGCCACACAGGGAUGAUGGGCAUGUCAGGACCACCAGGGGAAAUAGGACCUCCCGGACCACAAGGAGUUUCAGGAAACCCCGGUCUCCCAGGCCAAAGGGGAGAGUCGGUAUCACUGGAGCAGAUGAGACGGCUCAUCCAGGAGGAGCUGGCAAAGCAAUUAGACGCCAAAAUGGCUUACCUCAUGGCUCAGAUGCAGCCAGCCCAUGUGAAGAGUACAGCGGGACGUCCAGGACCUCCAGGCCCUCCAGGUAAGGACGGCAGUUCCGGACGACCUGGCCCCCCUGGAGAGCCCGGUAUGCCUGGACAGAAUGGGGGAGAAGGACCCAGGGGACCCAUGGGCCCUAAAGGUGACAAAGGAACAAGAGGAGAAAAGGGAGAACCUGGUAUCGGCGAAAGAGGAGAGAAGGGACCGUCUGGCCCGAUAGGUCCGGCGGGUCUCCCCGGUUACGGUAAAGACGGUAGCCCGGGACAAGCCGGCGCCCAGGGAGAGCCAGGAAACCCCGGCCCCCACGGUCAGCCCGGACCUCCAGGCCCAACUGGCCAAUGUGACCCCACCCAGUGUGCCUACUAUGCCAGCCUGGCACAGAGACCCCACACCAAAAAUGUUAAAGGGACUUAAGACCCCAAAGCAACAUACAAAGAGCUUGGAAGUCCAGCUGUAUUUAUGAACUUGGUCUGAAUCAAGAACUUUUAACUUUGUCGAGAUAACCUCAGUAUGGAGGGCUGAAGCAAUAUGUGCUGCCGGUCAGAUUCUUUGUUCUGUUUUGGGUUUUGUUGUAAGAAGCUUGGGAUGGUUGGGGGAUUAAGCACCGGAGGGAAUCUUUUUCAGAUUAUACAUUGGGUAAAGAGGGCAGCUAAAGUUUUUUUUUUUUUUUUUUUUUUUACUCAUUUGCAUGCGUCCUGUAAAAUAAACUGUGUAUAGGAAGAUUAGAGGGAAUAUGCAACUCCCUGCUCCUAAACCCUCCCAUCGGGACGGAGGAUUUGGGAGUCUGAUGCUGUUUCCUCUCAUAAGUAAUUAUUGCCAAAAUUCGGCUAGGCCUUUUUUCUCAAAGGAAUAUGUCUGUACACAUGCUUUUUUUGUUUUUUUCUCCCUCUGUCUCACACCAUUUUGCAUCAAUUCACAAUCACAGCCCACAGUAUCCUAUGUCAAGCAAGAAAUGUCAGUUACUGCUCACUGAAUUGCUGGGAAAUUUUGGUACUUGCUCAGUCAGGGGGAAUUACCGUAUUUUCUGGAGUAUAAGUCAUAUCAGUCAAAAACUGCGCCACGAAGAGGAAAUAACAAUAUUUAAGUCGUACUGGACAAUAAAUCGCAUUUAUUUCGAAAUUUAUUUCACAAAAUCCAACACCAAGAACAGACAUUUAAUCUGGAAAGGCAAAUUAUUCAACUAGACAAUAGUACACAGAACAACAGGCUGAAUAGGUUUGUUAAGGGAACACAUUAACAAUUAUUCAGCUGCACAGUAGCAUAAAAGAACAUACCUGGGAGGCUGUCUAGGCUAAAUUAACACACCACAUCAGCGAUUCCAUCAAGCAAGUUACCGGUAAGCAAGUUCACCAAGCUUCGGAACCCAUUCCACAUCACUGAGUCCGUUGAACUCUUCAUCCUCUGUGUCACUAUUGCGGCAUACAGUUGUCACAAGCCUAAAACGCCCUCUUGUGGCUGCUUGGUUCAUGUCAGUCAGUAUGAAUUAACA
Messenger RNA from Etheostoma cragini (Arkansas darter), 6290 nucleotides. RefSeq names its product collagen, type XXII, alpha 1 (gene col22a1). NCBI's taxonomy places the organism in Eukaryota, Metazoa, Chordata, Actinopteri, Perciformes, Percidae. The record is from RefSeq and is a predicted model, not a curated record. Bases 347 to 5215 code for a protein of 1622 amino acids. The transcript has 65 exons.